This is a messenger RNA of Acromyrmex echinatior (Panamanian leafcutter ant), 1782 nucleotides long. It is a transcript of the gene Ndfip, whose product is annotated as Nedd4 family interacting protein. The record is from RefSeq and is a predicted model, not a curated record. Gene Ontology annotation, biological process: vacuolar transport; metal ion transport; positive regulation of protein ubiquitination. NCBI's taxonomy places the organism in Eukaryota, Metazoa, Arthropoda, Insecta, Hymenoptera, Formicidae. Gene Ontology annotation, cellular component: Golgi apparatus; endoplasmic reticulum; perinuclear region of cytoplasm. Gene Ontology annotation, molecular function: WW domain binding.
AUGAUAGACGUCACUCCAGGACGAUCGCCAGCCGUCACGUCGAUUACGAUUUAUUAGCAAUACCAGCUGUCAAGGCAUCGAUUGCGAGCGCUUUUUACCGUUUGUCUCGGGCUCGAGCAGGUCUCGCGUCCUGUAAACGCAUACCCGUCCUCUCAGGAAAAGUUCUCGCGAUUUAUAGUCUCGUAAUUACGUCGUGCAAAUCUGAUCAGAAAUGGACAGUAACGCCCGUCAUAAUACGUCACCUCAAGCAGAUACUGGUGGCGAAACAUCAAAUCAAAACGAAAUUCCUACGGUUACUGUAGCAAUGCCAUUUAUGCAAGUUGACAUGCUUGGACAUUCUGGAGCGUCCACUGCUGCACAUUCUAUAACGACAAACCGAAUGGCUGAUGGGGAAGAAAUUCCACCUCCGAAACUAGAUUUCUCUGCACCACCACCUUAUGAAGUAGCUACAAAAUUACCCAGUUAUGAAGAGGUUCAGCGUGAAAAGACUCUACAGGGAGAGCCACAACCUCAAGUACACAUGCCAGGAAAUAUUAGACCACCACAACAGCCUUUAACAAUAUUGGCAAUAGAUACUGAAGCUGCGGAAGGAGAUCCAGAAAGUGGGCUACUUGGCACAGAUUUUAUGUUCUUCACAGCGUUUCUUGUCGCAUUUUUAUUCAACUGGAUCGGAUUUUUAUUACUGAUGUGUUUCUGUCACACUAUUGCUUCUCGUUACGGUGCACUAGCUGGCUUUGGACUGUCUCUUACAAAGUGGACACUCAUUGUUAAACACUCUACCGAUCUUGCUUCGCGAGAGAAUUCAUGGCUGUGGUGGUUGAUAAUGGCAUUUGGUGUUCUAAUUUGUGUACGUGCCAUCAUUCAAUAUUUAAACAUCAAACGAGGAUGGAGGUUACUCUCUGGAAGCGCACAGGAGCGUUUACUUUUUUUCUAUUAAAAAAAUCUGCACCUUUUUUUCUUUAUCAACUUGGCUUUAGAACAAACAAGCAUUUCUAUGUGGGGUCAUAUUUGUAUAAUAUAUAAUCGACUUUCUCUCUUAAGAGAGAGCAUCGUGUAGAUUGUAAUAUCUGUCAAUCGUAUCUAUAUAGAAGAAAAAUGAGAAUUUUAAAAUGAUUUGCCAAAUUUACUAUAUGAAACGAAUUAGUACAAUUUAAAAAAACGACGAAAAGAAUUAGCUCGUUUUUCGCAUAUACUCGUAUAUGGAGGACCUACAAACGCUUUUAUGUGAUGUUAUUUUAUGUGAUGUUAUAUAUAGACUAUGGAAAAAAGAAAAUGUACAUUUUUAUUGCUCAAAAUGAUACGAACAAUGCUUUAAAUUAAUGAUUUUAUUCAUUUUAAACGUUGUUCAUUUUAAUGCAGUCACAUGAAGAAGAUAAAUGUGCAGAGCGCAUGUCAAAUCGUAAAUUAUUAAAAACUGAUAAGUCAAAAUGAAUCGCGUUAAGAGAUAAAAUAUACGAUUCGUUAUUAUUUCGAAAAAAUAAAUUAUAAAUAAAAGUUUUCUAAUAGAAUAUAAUACAUUUCUAAUGUUAGGAAAGCUUCUAGAGAUUGACUAUUUACUAAAUAUGAUAAGUAUAUUAAUAUCUGGCUUGUUUAUAUAGAUAUUAUAAUUUAUAUAUAUACAUAAAAUAUAUAUAGCGAGAAUUCUUAUUGAGGAAGAAUUCUGAAAAUAUAAAUAAAAAUGAUAAAUAUUACAUGUGUAUUAAAAUUUAUUAUAUAUGCGAGUACAUGUUAUUCUGUGAGAAAUUUCAUUGUUAUACUCAUUACAACGAUAAAACGAAGGAA